AUGCCAGCCUUCAAUCCACCUCCUCCACCGCAGGCUCAGCCCGCCGCCUUCGUCACCAUGGCUCAUCACAUUACAACUGUUCCAUCGACAACUGUUCCUCCGCCGGUGGUUGCACCACCAAUUACUAUCACCGCUCCUUCCUAUCCGCCGGCUCCACAAUCGACGAUCCAGCCUCUCUAUCCUCCUUCUUUCUCCACCUUUUCAACAGAUCUGAUGUCGAAUUCGCCCUCCUCUUCGUCUUCAACAUCGUCCGAAGUGGAGCUCCACCCCGGCGGCCGGCACAAGCGGAAGCGGAAGGACUUCUUCGAGCGGCCGAUGACGAAAGUGGUCCACAAGCAGGAAGAGAUGCAGCGGAAGUUUCUAGAAGCCAUCGAGAAGCGCGAGCACGAACGAAUGGCGCGUGAGGAGUCGUGGCGAAUGCAAGAAAUGUCCCGGAUAAAUCGGGAGCGCGAGAUCCUUGCUCAGGAGCAGUCCAUCGCCGCCGCCAAAGAUGCCGCCGUGAUAAUGUGA
Molecule: messenger RNA, 510 nt
Organism: Linum tenue
Lineage: Eukaryota; Viridiplantae; Streptophyta; Magnoliopsida; Malpighiales; Linaceae
Source: the annotation of a GenBank genome assembly